AUGAAAGAACCGCCUACAAUUGCCCCAUGUAACUCAUUUUCCGAUCUCGACAUUGUUCUUCAAUCAAUAGCAGCAGAACAAAAAUCUGUCAUCAUUCCAAUAGUUGAUAUGGAAAUGGAAAAUCCAUCAUUACCAUCAUUUACAUCAACAUCAUCAAAUACUGAUAAUUUAACAACAAUUGAUUCAAAUCCAAGUGAAAAUCCAAAUUGGUAUGAUGGUUCAUUAGAAACAUGUAUUUAUGAAACAGAACCAAUACAAAUUGAUUCAUCAAAUAUUCGUGAAAUUUUCAAUGAUGAAAUUUUACGUGAAGUUGAUAUAAAUGCUGUUGGUGAUGAAUUUUUUUUAUUUUCACCACAUGAUACAACUAAUAAUCAAUCAAUAAAUUCAUUAAAUAAUAAUAAUAAUGAUAAACAAUAUGAACAUAAUGAAAAUUUUAUACAAAUAUCAAAUCGUAUAUUUACAAUAGAAGAUAAAACAUUAGAUAUUCAUAAUGAUUUUCAUUAUUCAUCAUCAAAUGAUCCAUUUGGUUUUGAUAAUAAUAAUAAUAAUAAUAAUAUUAAUAAUAAUAAUACAUCAAUAAUGAUAACAAAUUUAGAUGAUAUAUUAAUUGAUGAUAAUGAUAAUACAAAUAAUAAUUUUCUUAAUACAAUAAAUUAUCGUCGUCCUAUACAAGAAGAUAUUUUAUAUGAAGUUGAACAUGAAAAUAGUUUUUCUGAUCAUAGUCAAAAUACAUCAUCAAUUAUAGCUACUAAUGAUCAAACAUCGAUUAAAUUCGAUGUAAGUAUGGAUUAUUUAACAUCAACUGAUAAUUCUAUUAUAAAUAAUAUUUCAAAUGAAAAUGAAAAACAAAUAUCUUCAACAAAUAAUAAUGUUUUACCUAUUUAUAUUUUACCACCUUUAUAUACAACAUCAACAAUAAAUGAACCAUCAUUAUCACUUCAUAUAAAUACAAAUAAUAAUAAUAUACAAAAAUGGAAUUCAUCUAUAACACAAUAUUCUGAUUUAUCAAGUCCAUUAGUAUAUACACCAAAAAUUCGUCAUCGUCAAUAUUCUGUUGGUUCUUAUUAUGAUAAUAAAACAACAGCAGUUAAUUUAAAUCCAAAUUAUUUCCUUGGUAGUGCUCCUGUUAGUCCAUUAAGUCGUACUUCAACAACAAGUAGUGAAUCACAUUAUCAUAUUCAUCAACAUCAUAGUCCAACAUCAUAUGAUAAUAUAUCAUUAAAUGCAUUACGUCAUGUUAAUCCAUUUUUAGAAUCAAAUAUAAAUUCAUCAUCAUCAAUAACAACUAAUGAUUAUAGACAAAUAACAGAUUCUUAUUCAUUAUUAGAUGACAAAACUCAUAUUAUUACAUCGACAUCACCAAAAAUAACAUUAAAAUCAGUUGAAAAAAUGAUUCCAAUAAAUGAAAUUGAAUCAACACCAAUUAUACCACAAUCAAUUGCUUCACCAUCAUCAAUACGUACAAGUUCAAUAACAUUUUCACAAUAUGAAAUUCCAAUUACAUAUCCUAAAUCAACUCAUGAUAUUCCAAAAUCACCACCAUCAGCACCGCCUCCUCCUUCUCGUCCUAUUACAUUCAAACAAGAACCAUUAAUUCAAGAAAAUCCUACUUAUGAAAGUCCAACAUCACCUAUUCGUCCUACUAUAUUUAAACAAAAACCAUCAUUAACACAUGAAAAUAUUACUUAUGAAAGUCCACUAUCACCAAUUCAUUCAUCUCUAUUUGAACAAGAACCAACACUUGUUCGUCCUAAAACAAGUCGAGGACAUAUUCGUCCAUCACCAGUUAUAAUUCAAAGAAAAUCAAUUGAAAAAGAACUUCCUGUAGAAAAUAUUUAUCAAGAUAUUGAUACAACAUUAACAAAUACAAAUCAAUAUCGUACAUCAAAUGCUGAUUUACAAUUUAUACGUGAUGCUAUUGAACGUGUUUUUAAAUUUCAUAAUGAUACAACAAAUGAAUCAAAUACAUAUUAUGAAGAAGUAAUUGAUAAUAAUAAUUUAAAUCAAACAAAAAAAACUUCAGUUCAAUAUCCAGCUAUUGAAGCUAUACAACGUUUUUAUAAUCAUAAAAUUUUAUCUGAUAUUGAUAAACAAAUUCCAAAUGAACAAAUAACUAAUCUUGAUGAUAUUAUUAUUAGUAAUUCAUCAACAUCAAAUAAAUCACAUAGUAAUCAUUCACCUAUUAUUAAUCAACGUAAAAAAGAUAAUAUAUCAAAAUUAAAAUCAUCCGAUUAUGAACGUGCAAGUUCUGAAGAAAUUGAUGAUACAUUAAAUGAUAUUGAAGAUGUUGAUUAUCAUGAUGAAAAAUUAAAACGUCAUAUAAUAAUAAAUAAUCAUAGUACAGAUACAAGUAAUGAAAGUUCACCAUUACUUUUAUCAGAUAUAAAAUUAAAAACAAAUAAUAUAUCACAAGAAACACAAACUAUAGAACGAAAAAUGAACAGUUGUCAAAAACCAUCAAUUUUAGCAAAUGAAAUUCCAUCAAAUUUAUCCUAUCCAACAACACGUUCAACAAUUCCACCAAUUGAAAUUAUAACUGAAAUGGUUAUCGAAGAAGAUGAUAUAGUUUGUAAUAAUGGUGAAAUAGAACAAAUUUCAGGUGAUAUGAUUAUAUUCUAUGAUGAUAUUGAAAUAGUUGAACAUUUAACAAGUUCAUGUUCAUCAGAAUCUGAUUCAACAACAUCUUCAUGUCAUCAUUAUUCAAAACCUAUAAAUACUAAUAUUACUCAAUCAUCAUUACCAUUACCACCACCUAUUCCAGCACGUACAUUAAAACCUAUUCAUUUACUUAAUAAUAAUAAUCAACAACAACAACAACAACAAUUAUCAUCAUCAACAGUAAAUAAAAUUUAUGAUUUAGAUAAAUCUUUAAUACGUAAAAAAAUUGAUGUUAAUUCUGUUAAUGAUAUAUUAAAUCGUACUGAUUAUAAUAUGGAAUCAACUGUAUCACAUCGUCAUCCAUCGGCAAGACAUUUUGUUGGAAAAUUAAAUAAUGAUGAUAUAUCAUUAAUAACAACACCAUCACAACCAAUAAUUAUUAAUGGACAUGAACAUAAACGUACAACAAUAUUAACAAAAAAUCCAUGUUCAACAUUACCAUCACGUUCAUCAUUAAAUAUAUCAAAAAAUGAAAAACAUCGUUCAAUUAUAGCUGAUACAAAUGCAUUAGUUAAACAAAUACAAAAUUCUUUAAGUCGUAAUUCAUUACAUGAUACACAAAUUAAUUCAAAAAAUUUAUCAUCAUCAACAAAAGAUUUACGUGCAUUUGUUUCAACAACAUAUUCACCAUCACAUGAUAAUAUUAUUGAUAAUAAUAAUAAUAAUAAUAAUAAUAAUGAUAAUGUUCAUAGAAGACAACAAAUAAAUAAUUCAAAUGAUCAAACAUUUAAAAGACAUGCACGUUUAUCAAAAAGUUUUCAUAAUGUUUCAGAAUAUAAUAGUAUUGAUCAAUAUUCUAAUAAAGAUAAUAAUAAUAAUAAUAAUAAUAAUAAUAAUAAUACAACAAUAACAACAAUAAUAGCACAACCAUCAAAAUCUGUUGAGAAUAAUCUUAAUCAAGUUAGUCAAAAUCAAAUUAAACAACAAUUACAUACACCAUUAAAUUUUACAUCAGUUGUAAAACGUACAUCAUCUUCAGCAUUACAAAAUUCAGAUGAUAAUACACGAAUGUUGUCAAUGAAAUGGUAUACAGGUCAAGUAAAUGAAAAUUCUGAAAUAUCUUAUAAUACACAUCAUAUUGAUGCUGAUGAUCUUCUUUAUGGUUAUAUAUUAACACAUAGUAAUCGUGAAACUCAAGCAUUAUUUAUGGAUCUACAAUCAUCAAAUGAUCCUCGUAUACAUGCUGCCCUUGAUGAUAUACGUUCACGUGUUGCACAAUUUGAUACAUCAAAAACUCGAGAUGAUUUACAUGUAUUUAUGAGAUAUCUUGAAUCACGUUUACGUGAUUUAAAUCAUAAUAAAAAUUUAUUAAAUAAUGAUAUAAUAAAUACACAUCAACAAUCUGAUAAUAUAUCAAUAAAAAAUCGAACAAAUGAAUCUAAUAAAGAAAUUCCACCACCAUCAUCAUCAUCAUCAUCACGACAAUUUGGUCGACAACAUAUUCGUUCAUCGAAUAAUAUGGGAAAUACAACAAAUAUUCAUCAAUCAAUAUCAUCUCGACGAUCAAGUCAAUCAAGUGCUAAUCAAGAAAAUUCAGCAGUUUUUGAUGAUAUGUUAAAUACUGUAUUAGGUCUUCCAAAGAAAGGAGUAUCAACAUUACCUUCUAAACAAGAAAAAUCUACUCCUUUAAUACAAACACAAAUGACAACAAAUACAAUAGCAUUGAAUAAAACAGGACGAGAUAUUGGUAAACGUUUAUUUGAAAGUGGAACAUAUAAAGAUCCACGUUUAAUUUAUGAUGGACCGAGAAAAACAGAGAAAGAGGAAGAACCUCUUGAAACAUCCGUGUGA
Rotaria sordida is the source of this 4449-nucleotide messenger RNA. Lineage: Eukaryota; Metazoa; Rotifera; Eurotatoria; Philodinida; Philodinidae. The record is from the annotation of a GenBank genome assembly.